This is a messenger RNA of Strongylocentrotus purpuratus (purple sea urchin), 1579 nucleotides long. Its product is annotated as galanin receptor type 2-like. The record is from RefSeq and is a predicted model, not a curated record. The coding region runs from base 323 to 1336 and encodes 337 amino acids. The transcript has a single exon. NCBI's taxonomy places the organism in Eukaryota, Metazoa, Echinodermata, Echinoidea, Camarodonta, Strongylocentrotidae. Gene Ontology annotation, biological process: G protein-coupled receptor signaling pathway. Gene Ontology annotation, molecular function: G protein-coupled receptor activity. Gene Ontology annotation, cellular component: membrane.
GUCUGGAUUUCAUAUUUUUGCUCUUUAGUUGUUGUUAUAGUCAUUAAUAACUCGAUCAUUCUAAUGUUGAGAUGUCGAUCAAAUAACUGCACGAAUCUUGAUACUAUUGAACUGGUUUAUCCUUUGUCGGAGCGCGUAUGUCUUGAUGUUAAGAGUGAAGACUUUUUUUAAGUUACUUUGCAAAACCCAAUUAAAUACAUAUCGGUUUUCAAAGCUCUUUACUGUUUUUCAUCCUUCUAGGAAGAUACCCCUAAUAUUUUGAAGAUUUCAAAACAUCUCAAGAAACACUGGAAAGGUCUUUGGACAUCACUUUGAAAAGAAGAUGUCUGAGGUAGCAAUGGACGCCGAUUGGCAGAACAUCUCAAGGAAUGAUGCGUGGGUGUGGGCACCUGUUUCGUGGGAGUGGUGGGUGAUCGUCCAGUUGGUCCUAGCCAUCGUCGGAAUCCUAGGAAACUUACUGGUGAUGCUCGUGAUCUUUUGGCCAGGACGUCGACGCUGUGCCACCGACAUCUUGAUCGGUGCUUUAGCCAUGGCCGAUUUCUUGACAUCCAUCUUCAUCAUACCACAUCGUCAAGUCAUCCAACUUCCGGACACCGUUGGAGGCGAACUCUACUGUCGGAUUAUCCAUACAUCUGUCUUGAUGUGGAUAUCCAUUUGCGCAUCCAUCUUCACCCUGACAACCAUAUCGAUCGAGAGGUUGAUGGCUGUCCGAUUUCCAAUCUGGUUCCAACGUCUGUUCUCUCCAAAGCGCACCUCAAUCGCAGUCAUUGUCAUAUGGAUCGCAGCCUUUAUCAUCAACAUUGGAAGUCUCUACGCCCACUUCGUAACAGAAGACAGGCAGUGCGUACUCUCCUUGCCUGUGGCCUUUCACCGAUUCCUUGGUGUUUGCUUAUUCAUUCUUGAGUAUGUCCUUCCUGUCGUCAUCAUGGUGACAUCGCACGCUUGGACCAUCUACAGCCUUCGUCAACGUCAAGCUUCGGCACUCCGUCAGGUUCAGAGUCGUGUCCUCCAAACGCUCCUCAUCGUCGUCAUCACUUUCAUCAUCUGUUGGACACCUGAUCAGUUUGGUUUCCUCGUCUUCAACCUUGGCGUCGUCCCGUUCACACACCUCUUUAGUCCUCUGUACCGAGGUUUUGUCAUCCUUGCAUUCGCCAACUCCUGUGUGAACCCUUUCAUCUACGCUGCCAGGAUGCCUAGAUUUAGAAAAGCUCUCAAGGAUCUGUUCUGGAUAAAGGGAACCCCACGCGGUGAUGGAAUCCCAUCGGUAUUCGCCGUUGACGGGGAGGGCAAAUCUGAUGAGUCGAAAAGCAAAACCACCGAAACAUCACUAUCGUAAAAGACUGGUACUGUAUGCAGUGGUUUGAGAUACCACAAUACUAGAGACAAGAUCAGUUUUCUUCUAGAUCGCCCUUUCCAACUAUAGUUGUUCAAUCUAAAAAUAAUAAAUAAGGUUUAUACGACUCGGUACGUUUUAUAUUUAAGCAUUCUUUUUUUAAAUCAACAAAUUCUUGAUUUUUGUGAUUCUUAUAAACGCGGUUUUGAUAAUACCGAUUCUUUUACCCUACGCCAAUAUCAAAUC